Cutaneotrichosporon cavernicola is the source of this 9396-nucleotide messenger RNA. RefSeq lists its product as uncharacterized. NCBI's taxonomy places the organism in Eukaryota, Fungi, Basidiomycota, Tremellomycetes, Trichosporonales, Trichosporonaceae. The transcript has 2 exons. The record is from RefSeq and is a predicted model, not a curated record. The coding region runs from base 1 to 9396 and encodes 3131 amino acids.
AUGGUGCGAGAUGUCAAUCAGCCGUCACUGGUCGAUUCACCACAUCGACUAGGUCCACGACAGUCCGGCUCAACCUCGCACUCCAAAGCGAAGCAGCUACACCGCGGCCGCGCGAACAAGGAAAACGCGCCCGUGGCCAACCCACCCAACGACCUCCCACGCAGAUUCACCGCGAUCGAUGCUGCAUCCGGGGCCGGACGGCGCAAGUCGUCACGCGUCGCGGACGUGACGACAAACUUCGCGGUUCCCGAAGACGAGACGCGCCUUGGGGACAUCGCGCCACCAUCAGAUCUGGCCGGACCGUCAAGCGUAUUCAGCAGCGACGACAUCGAGCCACCAUCUAAGUCAGCGCCACACUUUGUCGGUCCUCGCGGGCUGGCCCGGUCCGGCCUAAGCGUGUCUGGGCGCGGCGGAUUGCUCAAACCAGAGAGCAGCCUUCAUCUCCCCCAGCCACAACUGGUCGCGCAAACGCAAUCACAAGUGCAACCGCCCGGACUGCGCACGACGCUGCAUCCCACUCCGAGCGCAUCGCAGGGACGAAUGGAGUCCCUGGCGACGAAGCGUUCGCGCCGCGCCGCUGCUCAGCAGUCGUACCACGAGAGCGAAGACGUUGAGGACGGUGAGCCCACUCCACGCGCAUCACGGAAACGGUCCAGCGACAACCAACCUGCGCCCCCGCCAUCACAACGACAGCGCCCUGCACCUGGCACAUCAGCUACGCCUGCGGUUUCCCGCAGGGGGAAAGUACCUGCCACUGCGCCGCAAGCUGUUAUCGCCGCGGAAGCUCGCCUCCGCGCCUCCACCCCUGUCCCCCUCUCCCGUCGCCGCUCCACCGCUGUUGUGGAUCUCAACCCCGCGAUGCAGCAAAGAACGCAGACAUGGCUCGCAGGCCUUACGCCGAAGCAGCGCGCCAGUAUCCCCAAGGAUGUGCACUACGGCCGUGUCGAGGCGCCGAUGGACAUCGAGCCUGGAGACGACCCGCUCCUCUUGGAAGAGCCUGGGGCCAAGCGACGGAGGAAGGAGCUCGAACGCCGCCGGAGCACGAUCAAGAAGCGCCGCAUUUUCGAGGGUCUGCCAAAACCACGGGAGAGUGCGGCCGCAGACGACACAUUCGCGAACCAGAUUCAGCGCCGGAUUGAGCGGCAGACAUGCACUGCAGGCUCGAGCCGGCUACGCAAUUCGGUCGUGCGCGAGACCUCGACCGACGCCCCCGAGGUUCCCGUCGAGGCGGAGGUGCCGGAGGACGAGGACGCCCUGGCCAACUUCGACUCUCCCUUCGUACCGCGUACGCUUACCGACCUUGUCGGCCGCGGGAGGCCCAGCAGCCCACCUGUACCCCCACCAGACGAGGAGGACGAGGCCGAGGGCGUCGACUUCGGCGACGAAUUCGAGUUUCUGGCCGACAUGCCCUCCGACAGCGGUUCGGAGCGCGAGCUCACGCCGGGCCCAGCUGGCCCGUACCAUUCACUGUCGCGCCUCUCGCCGAGCCCAGCACCGCGCAGCAGGUCCGUCCCCGAUCACACGACACACUCCACUCCGCAACCCAGCCAACUUGAGGAGGACCAGACCAUCCUCGCAUCAGAGGGCACACGCCAGGCUGUCGCCGACGAGCUUGCGGCUCGGAUAGCCCAGAACGGCGACCGCACGGCCUAUCUUGAAGACGACGGCAUGGCCGAGUUUGAGGAGGAACUGGAUGCCGAGCUUGACGCGCGGGAAGUCUACAAGUCAGAGGAGCUUGGAGCCGCCGCUUCCUCGCCAGAAGAGGCCCAGGAUCCCGAACCCGAGGACGAGCAACUUGUUGAGACUUAUCGUUCUCCGUCUCCAUCGGCCGCGGAGGUACCGGAGCUCGAGGAGACUUUGGUCUCCCCGCCUGCUCAUGGCGUCCCACCUGUGGACUUCGCCAGCUCCCCGCCUCGCCGGCCAGUCGAGGCCGGGGAUGCAGAAGAGAGUGAGGAGGACGAGGUGCCGCCUGUCGAGCCCGACGCUAACCGUGCCUCUUCUUCAGCCGAGGUCACCAACCAGGAGCCCUCACUCCUCGCAAGUGCGCCGCUCGUCUCGCCGCGACCCCCAUAUCCACAACCCGCGUCGCGCGUCGAAGUAGUGGAUGAGCCAGUACUCGUCAACUUGCCUCCACGCCACUCCCCUCAACGGCCAGAGGUGUCGUUAGGCGACAUCGACACAGAAGGUGACACCGUCAUCGUCAGGACCACCGAGAUCGACGUCGAGAUGGAGGUGACCGUUGAGGAGGAGUUCGACUUUGAGGGCGAGACGCGCGAGGAGAUCGAGCCCGUAGGCAGCUGGCUCGAGAAUGGUCCCCACCACUGGGUGCCGCCUGCCCAUCGCAUGUUCUCGCCUCUUACCGCACUCUUCGAUCCCGGGCCGUCGUCGAUCUUCUCCACGAGCCCUCCACGGGGCCCGCCAGUGUCUGGCGAGUUGCUUGAGCGGGAAGCUGACACGCGAGACGAGGACAUCGACCCCGAAGGGGACACGAUUCUCGUCGACGAGCCUGAGGAUGUUGCCCUCAUGGCAGCCCAGCCCAGCUCUCUGCGUCGCUCGCCUAUGCCAAGACACAUCAGACCAGAGCGUAGCACGGAGGACUUUGACCCGGAGGGAGACACAAGGGAAGAGAUCUACGUCGACGAUACCAGGUCUGGGGAAGAUCUAGAUCCCGAAGGCGACAUCAUUGGCGACCUCGCCAUAUCACAGGCAUCCGCUCGUGCUCACCUGCCUCCCUACCGGUCUCCAACACCUGAGGACCUCGAUGCCAGUGCCUCAACUGAACGUGCCGACGAGGCAGAGGAGCCCGCAGCCCAAGCGGAGGUCGAGAAGGAUGGGUCGCUGCACGACGUCGUGGCAGCUUACAACCGCACGCUUGACUCCCCAUCUGCCCAGUCUCCCUUUCCACAGGCACGCGGCCCUCAAUCCUCACCUCUACAAGUGUCAGCGCCCAUAUCCUCCCCACCAGGCGAUGCUCCGCCCCAAUCUUCCCCUCCUGAUGAUCGGGAAGCGCGGCAGGCACGCAUCCAGAGGCGCGUGUUCUAUGGUUCUGAUGCGCCGCCCACAUCCUCACAACGGCCCGAGCUAGAGGUCGACCUGGACCAGCCUGCCCGGCGGAGACGGCGGCAAUUUGCAGGCUCGACGCCCGCCAAGCCCCGUCUCUCGGGAAGUUUAGAGGAUAUCGAGCCUCCGUCGCCUGGGCCGAGCAAGGUUCCGGCUGGCGGCUCUCCUCAAGUCUCGCCGAUUGAGCCUCCUCUGCGAGCUCGUUUGCCGAUGCUGCCGCAUCCAGGCUCUUUGCCGCAAGCGUUGCUGGACGUACCUCCGCCACACACGCGCUCACCCAUACGACAGCCAGUCACACCGCUCAAGGUGCUCACCUCCUAUACAGGCCCGCCCAUACCAACUUCUCCGCUUAGCUCACCUGUGCGCGGAUCCCCAAGCGCGCCUCCACCCCCCAGCGCCUCUCCCGCCGUCUCCUUCCCAGCGAAGGGCAAGGGACGCGCCGAGCCCUUUCCAGCCCGCUCACAGGCUUCGCCUGCCCGCGUUCUCACGUACGCUGAAGGCGCACGCAAGCACUUCGAGGACCGCCCAACCCCCGAGCCGUCCUUUCCCAGCUCGUCGCGUGCCGCCACACCCGCCUCGCGCACAUCAACUCCAGAACGCAACUCGCCCCUCAAAGAGGCUCUGCACACCUCGCAGACGCCUGGAAUGGAGCUCCUCCGUGUCCGUACACCUCGGAGCAUGACGCGCGACUUAUACGCGAGAGCGCCGGAUUCUCCGUCAAUGGGCCCGUCUAGACUGCGUGGCCCGUCUGCACCGACGGGGACAACCGAGCUGCACACGUCGCCUGUUAAGGCCCCGUCUCCACGGAGACCAUCCCAAGUCCCACCUCAAGAGGCGCGGCAACCCUCCCCGUCCCCGCCGCCCCAAGAGGACAUUUCAGGGGACCCGUCGCGUGACGCCCACGCCUCAGCACGGGACGACACGAUGGAGGGACCCACCCUCGACGGCGACAGCGACGCGUGGGGCGACGACACAAUGGACAUCACGCAGGAGAUGGACAACAGUUUAGGCGGAUACCGGUACGACGGGGCGGAGUGGGACGUGACACGCAUCGACCGGCGCAAGCGUCGCGAACGUAGUGAGCGCCUGCCCAGCGUCUCCGACGAGGAAGAGGAAGAGGACGAGCGUCCGCGGCCACCCGUGGUGCGUGUCACUCCUGCACUUGAGGACGAGGACGAGGACGAGUGUGUGUCCAUUGCGGAACAUGCCCGCGAUGCAACACCUCGAGCUGAGCAGGGGGCGAGCCCACACCUCAUGCCGCAGCCUGAGUGGACGAGCCUCAUGCCCAGGCAGCGUACGCGCUCCCAGUCAGCGCAGGCGUAUCUUACACCGCAACCAGCGCCUCGCUCUCCGUCAGCCCAGGUUACGCCAACGCAGCCCGCGCCCCGCUCCCUGUCGGCACAACUCACGUCGACGCGUCCGAUGCGCAGGUCCCAGGCAUCGCCGCAUCUCACUCCGAUGCAGCCGUCACGUUCGCAUGCCUCCUCCCAGCACCUCCAGCCAAGGCAGGAUGUUCGGUCGCCAAGUAGGGUUCACCUCACGUCGCACCGUGCUGCGUCGGAGCGCGCACCCUCCCUCAUGCAGGGCAGCCCCGGCUCCGGGCUUGGGACACCAGCUAGGGACCGUCUCUGGGCUCAGCCAUCCCCUUCACCUGCUGCGCGGACGCCGACACAGGUCUCUCCCGGUGAUGCACGUGCUUCGUCCGUCGCCUCAGAAGCGGAGCGCACUCUGCGACCUCCCCAGACAUCGCCGCAGCUACCGGCCAGUCCUGAACCUAGACACAACGUCUUCAUCGAGGACAUUGAGGACCAGGAUGUGCUCAGCCUUUCACGCCGGCGCACUCGCACCUCGUCUGUCUCGGUACCAUCGCCUCGUCGUUCGCCAAGGCUUUCGCGUGCACCCUCGGUAGCUGAAGAUCGAGCGGCGCGGAACAGUCGUUCUCUGUCAGCCGCCGUGGAGACUUCAUCGCCCCGUCGCUCUGUUGUCGAGGAGGCUCCAUCGCCCUACCACUCCACUCGCCUCUCGCGUGCUGCGACUCCUGUCGAAGCUCAGUCUGUUGAGGCAGUUCCAUCACUGCGCCGCUUUACCCGCCUCUCGCGCACUACGACUCCCAUAGAAGCCCAGCCGGCGCCACGCCACGUGCCCACUCCGUUCACAGCGACCCAGGCCGCCUCUCAGCCAUCUCCUCGUGCCAACGAAUGGCCUCGUCUGGGUCCCGCCCGCCAGAAAUGGGCGCACGAGGUCGACGCCGCGCUCCCUCCACCAGUGAAAGAGCGGCAGACUCAGCCCGAGUCAGAGCACCCUCGCGUCAACGCUGAGCCAAGUCGCCAACCUCUCGCUCCUGUCACCGAGCCGAAGCGCGAACCUCUCCCUCUUGUGGCCGGUCCAAGCAAAGCUCCGGCUCCUGACGCUGGACCAAGCCGCCAACCUCACGUCACCGUCGCCCAAAGUCAGCGCCGCGUGCGCGAGCGUUACCACGUCCCCGAGCACUGCAAGGAGGAGGAGUCUAUCACCUUCGUCGUGCGUGAGCGCGUCGUUGACGUCACUCGGGUCAAGGAUGAGAGCGACGAGGAGGAGGAGCACAACGUCAUCGAGAUCGAGGAUAGUAGAGACGACGGCUCCAAUGACCGCGUGAAGGAGGAGCACGUCCAGGAAGAACACCGCGAGGAACACUUCGAGGAGCAGCAGGAGAAGGAUCCCAUCGAGCAGUACCUUCCCGUCGAACACCGCCUUCCGGAAACCGACCCGUAUCCCGAAGAGGAGGAUCACCUUCCACCCAUGGACGGGAGCGAGGGGAUGGCGUACGAGGAGGAAGAGGACUCCCGCAUGACAUAUGGAGAAGAAGACGACACGAGGAUGGACGAGCGGAUGGACGACUCACUCGACAGCGAGGAGCGCGCUGGUGUCCUGCACAAGUACCUGCACAUGGACGAGCCGCCCGAGGACGAUAACUCGCGCAUGGAGUACGAAGACCUCGAAGGCAGCGAUAAAGAGAACGAGCCGUUCACCGAGCUCAUCGCCAUCCCGAUGGACGAGCACUGCGGGUCAACAGACGCGAGCGGGGAUGUCGGAGAGCACGAACGCGACACCGGGUACGAACACGACGCGGAACGGGGCCAUCAGUACGAGAAUAAACGCCAGGCUGAGCACGAUCACGACGCCGACUACCAGCACGACGCCGAACAAGAGCACGAGCACCAGUACGAGGGCGAUCAUGAGGGCGAGCACGAGCACGAGUAUGAGGAAAAUUACGAGCACGAGGCCAAUGGUAUCCCUCAAGCCGGUAACGAGGUUCCGUGCGCAACCACACCUCGUCCCGUGUCUCGUGCCUCGUCUGUGCAGCGCACUCCAGUCGCGCUCCCGCAGCGCCAGAUUCCAGGUUCACGCUCAUCGGCGCCAUCGCCUGGCACUCCACUCGGACGUGCUCCAAGCCAUCCUCACACGCCAAGCCAAGCUCCGAAGCCGUCUGGCCACGCCCGCACUCCUCAAGUUGGCUACGAUGGCACUCCUUCCGCCACCUCAGGUAGCCGUGCUCCAACCCAAGCCCGCACGCCGUCUGGUAACCUCAGUGCUCCUGGCCAUCGCGCUCUUGACCACAACCGCACUCUGUCAGGCACUCCGGGUAGCAGAGCUCCAAGCCAACCCCGCACACCGUCUGGUAAUGCUCGUGCAUCAAGCCGAUCGCGCACGCCGUCCGGAGGCACCCGCAACCCUACUCGCCUCGACCGCACUCCCUCCGGCCAAGGUCGCACCUCGUUCAUCCGCUCGCCAACAGUCACCUUCAACCUCGAACCCCAGUUUUCGUUUGGGACUAUCGAACCGGUCCUCGAACCGGUCCUCAACCUCGACGCUCUCGGUCUCCUCGAUGCCGCAGCCACAGCACUGGAUCUCCUCCGCGAGAUUACGUCUCCAGAAGCAGCCGGUCCAACCCAGUCCACAACACCAAGGGUGCCACCACCGGCCUUGCGUUCUGGAUCCGACGCGUCCAUCUCCAGCACCCCGUUACAGCCUCCUCCUGCUUUUAGAGGCCAAUCAAUCACGCCGGGCAUCCCCCAGGGUCCGCUGUGCCCUCCGGCGUCAACGACUCCUCAGGUUCCACCCCCGCGCCGUCUGUACACUGAACAGGCGCCGGAACGAGCGCAGCAGUCUACAUCCCAGCCUGCUCUCCAGCCUGCACUCCAACCUGCGGCCCAGCCUCCGGCCCAGCGCCGUGCACCCCAGCUUGCGACCAAGUCUGUACCUCAGUCUACGUACCACCCUGCAGCCCAACCGGCAUCCAAAUCUGCAAUCCAGCCUGCACCCCAAACCACGUCGCAACGGCCUGAGCCGCAGGAGCGCCGCAUACUCUUUGGUGUCGCCGAGGCUGGGCCUGGGCCGUCAUCACAGCGCACCCGCGAUGCGUCUGAACGCACGGCUUGCUUCGAAACUCGCGCAUUUGACCAGGCCCAGAGGCACGGCCCGCCUGCCGGGACUAAAAACCGCUUCCCGCCUGCUGAGCCUCACAGCGAGCCUCGCCGCGAGCCUCAGCGCAACGAGCUCCUCCACGAGUCUCAGCGCAACCAACCUCGCCGAGUGUCCCAGACAUACCGGCCCGCGCAGCCGUCCCGCCUCUCGCACCUUGUGUUGCCUUCGGCCGAGUCGACCCCAGAGCCUCGUCGUAGCCUUCAGGAAUCACGCAGCCUGCGUGAGAGCACCCCCCGUAGCUUGCACGACGAGCUGGAGCACACUCGGCGCUCAGACUCUGGGCCGAGCCAGCGGAAUCUGCCCUUCGGCUCCGUCCAACCCGACGUGGUGGAGAAAGAGCAGUACGAGGAUGCUGCUCAGCAUACUCCAGGCCGUGCCGACACGCGCCACGACUCGCGUCACUUUGACAGCCCCGCACGCCCGGUGCCGGGCGGGUGGGCCGAGCCGCCGCGCACGUUACCACGCUCCCCACACACAUUACCCCGUUCCUCGCUCACAUUACCGCCUUCACCACGCCGUGUGGACCAUGGCCCUCGGCCGUGGACAAUUUCGGACUGGCGCCGCCUCGAGAAGUUCUACAACGAGGAGCGCUCGCGUGCCGUGACAUGGACGCCCUUCACCCGCUCGCGGCAGUGGAGCGUCGGCCGCGUCGUGGACAACUUCAUCAUUCGCCUGCGGAUCGAGGAGCGCGAACUCGUGGGCGAGUGGUCACGUGAGGACCUCGAAAUCCGUGUGCGUGCACUCGACGACAAGGCGGAGGAUCGCGAGCGCAGUCGCAUGCUGCGUCGCAGCCAACUCGGUGAUCGCACUCUGCGGGUGCAAGCCCAGGAACCGCCCUCGACCCUCCGCAGAGUUGUGGACUGGGCCAUUGGUCUGUCAACCAGCGCACCCGCGCCCGCGCCGCGACGAGCACCGCGCCAGCGCGAGCGCAACGACCCCGAGAUGGGUUUUCUCCACCGCAAGGACGAGAGCUUCGAUCCGGACGUCACGAUGGCACCUACGCCGUCGCAGCCGCGUAUGUGCCAGGGUACGCGAUGGGAACCGCAGCGAGACCGGAAUUCCAAGCGAAACGAGGAGGAUGAACGUGAGCAAGUCACCGAGCACCGCCAACGAGAGCAGGACGCGCCCGCGCGUGAGCGCAGCCAGGCGCUCAACCGCUCUCCGCGCGCUCGGCACCACCCACGCGACCUGGUCAACAUCGAUCGCGCGGUGUCCGAGCACCGUCGCAGGUCCGCCCAUGAUAAUGGCGAACCCCUCUAUCCUGACUCAACUUAUGACAACUACGCUGAGGACCGCUCGCCUUCUCCACAGCCCACCGAGAUCGAGGACGAUGAAUACCGGUACAACGCCGCCUCGCCGAGCCUUUACAACAACCUCUACCCGCCACUGCCCGAGCGCUCUGCCGCGCUCGCACAAGCCGUCCGCCCACGCGUGAUAGAGGGAUCGCCGCGGCCCGCCGCACGCUCGCGCUCCGUCAUCCUCCCAACAUCGCCCCUCACCGACCUGAGGCAGAGCACACGCGCCCUACCCAAUGUGGCUCAGGCCGCGAACGCAUUCACAGCCCACGCCUCCGCCGACCUGAGCUACGAGAGCGAACGGCGCGCCCGCGAGCGCAACAACAUCGCGGGCUUACGCCGCGUGCGGUCGAUAGUCGAGCAGAUCCGGGACGCUGGACACGAUAUCUCGGACGAGAGGUUCGAGAGCUUCCGCGCAUUCAACGGAGAGCUGCAUGCCAGUGUGAGCGCUUUGGGGCGGACCACGUCUGGUUCUGCCCGCGAGCGGAACGUGUCGGGCGCGUCUUCGACAGGUCAGGGAAGCAGAGAAGCUGCGGGAAGUGGGGAGAGAAGAAGUCCCCUGAGGUUGAGGAGGUAG